This is a messenger RNA of Penaeus vannamei (Pacific white shrimp), 1995 nucleotides long. The record is from RefSeq and is a predicted model, not a curated record. NCBI's taxonomy places the organism in Eukaryota, Metazoa, Arthropoda, Malacostraca, Decapoda, Penaeidae.
CCGCCGUUGCUAUACCGCCGGGUCCGCCAUCGUCAGCCUGUAUUGAUAAAUUCCCCGUGCAUUUGCUCAGUCCCAACAGGAACACCGAACGCCUUACGUGCCUAAACAAAUCUUCUGUACUCGUCAUAAGUGCGGGAACAUUUCCACAGCCUGACACGGUCGACAUUUCUUUUUUUAAAGAGGGAACGUGAUUGAUUUUGUGAGCUAGCGUCGCCGAUCCCAAAAGAGUCGUGUCGCGGGUGAGAUAGAAAACGUUCAGGAUCGCCUCGGACGGGGACACCGACUUCGUUAACGUGAGGAAGGCGAUGCCGGUGGAGCCCCUGGAGAAUGACUGUUUCCUGCUCAUUUCAGACGACUUCGAGUUAGUGAUCGAGGAAGAGGAGGACGGCUGGUGCCACGUCGUCCCCAACGCCAGCGCCGCCUUCGAAGCCACUCCUCCAGAAGACCUCCCUCUUGCCUCCGCUUCUUCGUCGUCGCCGCCUCCGCCUAAGACUGACUUGUCCCCCUCACGCCGGAAGAAUGAGGACCUCUUCUUCCUCGACGGCCACUAUGAGACUGCUGUACCGGACGAUAAUGAGGGAGCGAAAGCCGGUGCUGCAGACGUACGCGUUGUAGAGGACGUCGACAUCCAGGAGGUCGAGGUCGAGGAGGAGGCAGACGCAGCCAGUGAGGUCGAGGAGGAUUAUGAGGAGUUCUGGGAGGCUGACGAGCUGGUGGACGCUUACUGCUUGAACUACGGGCAUGACGACGUGAUUGACAAAGCUGCUGAGGACUUCGGAGCCAAGAGGAAAAUCGGCCUCAAGGGAUCUCGCCAAAGGAAGAAGGAGGCUGCCAAACGCCCCGUGGGAAAGGACCUCUACAUGAACCAGGAUCACUUGAACUGGCGGGAAUUCAAGAAACAGGUGAACAAGACGUUCCAGAAGCAGCACCUCGACUGGCCUACUUACAAGAGGAAUCUUAAGAAAUCGCCAUUCGGAUGUGCUCUCUCUGACAAGAAAAAGAACAUGCUUAUUUACUUGUGAGUCUCCUGGUUUUUUGUUGUUUUUCUGUUGGUCGAAGGGGUAACAAAUAUUAUCUUUUUUUUUUUUUUUUUUUUUUACAUGUAGGCCUGUAGGGUUUUGUCUUCGGUACGAUAAACGAAUUGAUAAAUGGUUCUUGAUAAGUAGAAACAGUAAGUAGGUGAAGCAAAAUGCAUCAUAUAUUCGCCGAGAUCAGUACAAUGCCAGCAGAAAAUGAAGAAAUGAUGCAUAUAAGGUUAGAUUAAACAAAUGCAUUCGUGUAAUCGGAUCUAAUGUUUUUGUUUUUGCUUUUUUUGGCGGCAAAUCACAAGGAAUGAAUAGUAACAUUUGCCAGCUGUGAUGUAUAAGACGUUGAAUUAGACUCAUUUAUUCGUGUAUUCGGAUCAAAUGUUCUUGGCGGCAAAAUCACAAAGAGAUAACAAAUUGUAAGAUUUGCCAGCUGUGGUGUGUAAGGCGCUGAAUUAAACCAAUUCACUUUAGUAUUCGGAUCUUAUAUUCUCUGUCAACUACUUCCAUGCAGUUCCCUUCCAUUGUUUACAUGGAUACUUCACCGAUAUCCUAACGACUUAGAAAUGGAAUAUCAAAGAAACGGAACACGGUACACACAUAUCCUCGAUGUAUGUCCUAAAAAAAAAAUUUCCAAACCCAAAUACUGCAACAACUUUAACACCAUCAGUUCGAGAUCAGCGAAUUAUAGUUUUUCUACCGGGAAUGUUGGUAAUAGUGACGGAGUAAACGACGAGGAGAGAUUUUAUAUUAGAGGUGUCAACAAAAGACAACGGCAAAGCGCAAAGACAGCGUCAAUUGCCUCUAAACAUGACACUGAUAUUUGUACGUUCUCUCUGUGUAUAUUUGUUAACUCCUUAUGCAGAAAUGUGAUUAAUGUGAUACCUUUUCUCUUUCUGUUAAUGCUAACAGUCUUUCUACAUGUCAACGUUUAUAUUCUGUUUCAAAACUCAAUAAAAUUUAGAAGUAA